CAUCACAAAAGAUCAGAACAUUGGAAAACAUUUGUACGCCAACGUGAGCUGACAACUUGCCGAACUGUUGUAGAACUAGAAGCAGCCCCGCAAGAACAACAAACAGAAACAUUGCGGUAUACCUACCUUCCUAUCCUUUCAAUCCAGGUAGUCAGCAGAGCCCCAGAGUAUCAAAUACAUCGGCACAAUAUCUCAUCGAGUUUGGGUGAAGGGAAAGAUAAAGAAGAAAACCCGCUUUUGCGCAAAGACUACAAGUAACGCCUAUUUUCAGAGACUCUCCAUAAAUGGAGAGAUUUUGAACACAUUUCAUUGGCUGCAAUCCAAGGAGUGGUUUCACAAACUCUCCACUCGAACUGUCACAAUCGAACACCGUUGCGCGACCGGCACCACAUCAAUCCAGUUUAGUCUACGAAAUUAUUCAGAACGAAUUGGUCGCGAACGCUUUCUGAGUUUUUCUCGAUCGGCCACCAUCCCCCUGAACGCGAUAUGUGAUAUUAAUCCAGUAUUCAUCUUAAAUCAUAACAUAUGCUAGAGCUAGUGUUUUCAAACAAUUCUCCAAUUGGAUUAUAGAGUGUCAAAAUAAAUGAUUUAACUGUGAAACGAAAAAAAAAGAAGUGUUGAACAAGAAAAAUAGAUUCUACUUGACAACCACCCAUGACAAUGGUGAAAAUUGACGGUAUUCAAGCUACACCGAUUCACCAUCAAACGCAUUCUUUUCACCAUCAUCAACAAACUGAACUUCCGCAUACCCCAAUUUUUAGUAUGGCCCGGACGCCUCACCUCAAGUCGAGCUUCUCGAUCAACUCGAUAUUACCCGAGACUGUCGAAAGUAAUCGCGGCGAAAUGGAUCGGCACACUCCGACUCCAGAGCACUGCCCUGGAUCGCCUUUGGGCUCUGAAGAGCAGGAUUUAUCCGACAUCGAAUCCGAUUUAGACGUGACGAGUAUGUCACCUCCACCACCCAUUGACGGGAGCGAGGGAAGUGUGAGCAGUCAGCAGAACGACGGCGGGGAUAACGAGAAGGAUGGCGAUGAUAAACCAAGCGAUUCCACAACUGACAAAAAGGGCAACGAGAAGCCUCCAUACAGCUACAAUGCCCUGAUCAUGAUGGCGAUCAGACAGAGCCAGGAAAAGCGACUCACGCUUAACGGCAUCUAUGAGUAUAUUAUGACAAAUUUUCCCUACUACAGGGACAACAAGCAAGGCUGGCAGAACUCCAUCAGACACAACCUCAGCUUGAAUAAGUGUUUUGUGAAGGUCCCCCGCCAUUACGAUGAUCCCGGCAAGGGAAACUACUGGAUGCUUGAUCCGUCGGCAGAAGACGUUUUCAUUGGAGGAUCAACCGGAAAGCUGCGUAGGCGCACAACUGCAGCGUCUAGAUCGCGAUUAGCUGCAUUCAAACGCUCGCUCAUUGGCCCCAUGUUCCCUGGGCUUGGCUAUCCCCAAUUCGGGCAAUUCUUAUACCCUGCCGCAGCAGCGGCAGCAGCAUCCGCCCCAUCACUUCUAGCCAGCAUGUACAGUCGAUAUAAUCCCUUCGUACCAAAAUCACCCGGACUUUCGCUGCCAAUGUCCUUCGGCGGAGCGGGCGUCCCUCCUGGGAUGGGUUCGAAUGCCGGGUUCCCAGCUAACAUGGAACGACUUCUCUCCUCACCCUCUCACCAAAGUGGCGCGCCAGCGCCUUCACUUCCGUCCUCUGCCGAACUCUAUCAACGCCUGCAAUAUCAGCAGCUUCUGCAGCAGCACGCAGCCGCCGCAGCAGUUGCAGCCCACCAACGACAGCAGCAGCAGCAACAACAGCAACAGCAGCAACAAAACGCUCACCUCCAGCCCCUGCAGCUUUCCACACAUCACGGCCAAACCAGCCCCUCAGCGCCGGUUUCGCCGACGGUACCACAGGGCCCCAUCUACAAGCCAGUUACAGUUGUUUCUCGUAAUAGUUGAGACUGCAAACACUUAUCCCGUGAUGACAGUUGCUGCUGCGCACCCGAUAGACGCUCCCAGUGGCGCCGCACUCUGUCACCACCAGAUAUUCCUUGUUGUGUAAAUACAUAGUUCAUAAAUCUUCUAGUUUAGUAUCUUAACUUAAUUAUUAAUUUAUUUGUUGACAUUUAAUUAUUAUAAACGAAACGAAAAACAAAAAGAAAACCAACAGCUUUUGUAUGAAAAAACAAAACAAAUAACAGUACUGGUAAAGCUCUCUCCUUCUUUUUAAGACAGUUCUAUUGUAAAUAGUUCUCUUAUCGUAACAGCCCGUAGUUAGAAUAGGAAAUUAAUUCAAAGUCAUUGUGAACUGAUGAAAUUGUUGUAAACGAAAUCCUCUAAUCCGGAAAAAUACGGAUAGCAGAUUUAAUAAUAAAAAUAUUUCAAAAAAUACAUACAAUUAAAAA
Molecule: messenger RNA, 2387 nt
Organism: Eupeodes corollae
Lineage: Eukaryota; Metazoa; Arthropoda; Insecta; Diptera; Syrphidae
Gene: slp2
Product: fork head domain transcription factor slp2
Exons: 1
Coding region: 655-1941 (428 amino acids)
Biological process (GO): regulation of transcription by RNA polymerase II
Cellular component (GO): nucleus
Molecular function (GO): DNA-binding transcription factor activity; sequence-specific double-stranded DNA binding
Source: RefSeq, a predicted model, not a curated record